This is a messenger RNA of Chiloscyllium plagiosum (whitespotted bambooshark), 6929 nucleotides long. It is a transcript of the gene akap12b, whose product is annotated as A-kinase anchoring protein 12b. Gene Ontology annotation, molecular function: calmodulin binding; protein kinase A binding. Gene Ontology annotation, biological process: signal transduction; regulation of protein kinase C signaling. The record is from RefSeq and is a predicted model, not a curated record. Gene Ontology annotation, cellular component: cytoplasm. Lineage: Eukaryota; Metazoa; Chordata; Chondrichthyes; Orectolobiformes; Hemiscylliidae.
UGAGGGGUGGGAGUGGAAAGCGGUUGGCUGCCGCUUCCUUGGUCCCUCCCUGUCCUGUUUCCUAUUGGUUCGGGAUCAGAUUUUGGACCACGAAGAAGCCAGGAGAUUGAGGAUAGUUAUAGAAAGCAGUCUGGAUUGGAGUGGAGGGACUACAGUGAGAGACUGCAUAGAAGGAGACAAUCUGUCUCAGGAGCUAUAGGGUCGAAGUCUGAAGCCAGGACAAGAGGGGCGUUACAAUAUCCAGCCUGAUCCUAGAGGGGGAUCAGUGUCCAGUCUGACCCCUGAGGAGGGGCGGUGUGAGGGAAAGAGGGGGUUACAGUGUCCAAUCUGACCGCAGGGGUGGGGAGGGAGAUAUUAAGUCUAGCCCCAGGGAGAGUGAUGAUGGUAGUGUCAUUCUGAAUGCGGAGGGUCUCAGUGAGUGGAGCUUCGGAUGGUGAAGCCGAGCGGUUUAACGAGCAGUCUGCGGGGGCUUGCCCACAGGCCGAGCUAGGGACCUGUCUUGCCUUGUCUGCCUGAAUGACACCCCGAAAAUCUGGGAGAUGGGAAGCGGCAUCUCAGCGCAGGAGCCAGACCAACCCAGCCCGAGCGAGCAGCAGGAGGGACAGCGCACUGAGAGAGUGGACGGAGGGCCUGCUCAGGAGAAUGGCCAGAUUUCCGGAAUCCAUAGUAAAUCAGAAGAUCAAGAGCCGCUCGAUGGAAAAGUGGAGCAUCUCAAUGUCCAGGAGGAAGCCGUUCGUGAAGUUGAACCGCCUAUCAAAACCCAAGAGGAGAAACUAAUCGAAAUGGACUUUGAGAAAAAGGAGACUCCCACUCAAACCAAAGAUGAGGAGCCAAGAGAUUCCCAGGAAGAUGCAGAUCCUCCUGUUGAAAUUGGAGAGGAGGCGCAAGCUGGUGAGGUUGGCUUCAAGAAGGUCUUCAAAUUUGUGGGCUGCACGUUCACAGUGAAGAAAGAGAACCCUGACAAGCUGGAACCAGUGCAGUUGCUGACUGUGAAAAAGGAUGAAGCAAGUGAGACAGAUGGCGAAUCUAAGCAAGAAAUGGGAGGAAUGACAAAUGGUGAUUUGAGUCUUGCUGCUCAUGAGGCAGAGGAGAGUCCACCUGAGGUUCUCACCCCUAGAGAAAUGGAAGAGUCCACCAGUCAGGCAGAACCAAAACCCACUGUUGCCGCGGAGCCAGUGGAGUCUGCCGUUAAUCCGGUCGAGAACCCUGCUGUGGAUUCCCCCUUGAAGAGAUCUUUUUGGCAAGGCUUUUUCUCAGUGUUGCAAAGGAAGCCAAGCUUCAAGAAGGCUGAAGAUGAACCCCUGGUCAUUGGGGAGAAACCUGAGGUAAAUGGAGAGCAGAAGGAAAAUGAGGAGCAAGUCGUUGCUGCUGGAGAUGUUAAUGGUGAGGAAGGUGACCAUGGACCUUCGAAGGGGCCUUCCGCGUCACAAGAUGAUGCUGAAAUCUUGGAGGUUGGCCCAGUGAAAGAAAAAGAGCGAGAUGACGAUUUUGAGGACCUCUCAGCGGAACUGGCCAAAGUCAGAGAGGCUGAAGAAGGAUUGAUUUUGGACUCUAGGGAGAAGAUUGGGGAGGACAGCGUGUCCACAGAAGACGAUGGGCAAUGUGGCCCCAAAAUAAAGAUGACCGUCCCAGCCUUGGAGAUGGAUCAGGCGACCCAGUUGGCUCAGAGUCAGGUGAAGCCAGAAUCUGCUGCCAUCGAAGCUUUGGCAGGGCUUCAAACAGAACAGACCGAUGUAGACAUGGAUCAAACACCAGGCAAGGUCCAGGAGCCUGUACUGGGAGAAGUGGAGCUCUUGUCAUCCCAGGAAAAGGCCAAGUUGCAGGGCAGCCCUCUGAAGAAACUCUUCACCAGUAGUAGCACCAAAAAGCACUCUGGGAAGAAACGAAAACGUGGCAAAAGAAAGGCCAAACUGAGAAAUGACGACGAGACACGACUUCAGUCAUCCACCGAAUCGGAGGGCAGUCCAGAUGGCCAGAAGAUGGACAUCCCUCCUUUAACAUCCCCUGAGGAAGCGGGUGAGGCAGUCUCUGCAGAGAUGCCAGAUGCUUCCAAUCCUGAGGUAGAGACAAUAAACGAAGCCAGUGAUGGCGAGAGGAAGAAAGAGAACAUUACCGCAUGGGCGUCAUUUAAGAAGUUAGUGACAUCAAAAAAGCGCCCCAAAGUACAAUCUGAGAGUGACCGAGAAGAUGAGCAGACUGAUAAAGCGAAGGGAGCAGCUGUCUCCUCUAGUGAGAAUGUGAGCGCUGCCCCGGCCGAUAAGCCAGAAAAACCAAACACCGAGGACCUGAGUUUGGAGCGGAGUACUGAGGAUCCCAAAAAGAAAGCGGAUGCCCCUGUAACCUGGGAGGCGCUGAUCUGCGUCGGGUCCUCCAAGAAGAGAACAAGAAAGUCCAACUCGAAAGCCCCGCAACCAGAUGUGGAGGCACAAAGAUCACCCGAGGGGGCCAUCCAAGUGCCGGACAAUGCUGAGGAACUGAAAGCUAGUGUUCCACAGGAUACAGAUCAGGAGCCAGGCACAGCAUCUCCAGAAGGUACCGUCAGCAGUCCGGUGGAGGCGGAUGUAUCUGACGGCGCUGUCUCCGUGUGGGAAUCCUUUAAGAGGUUGGUGACCUCAAGCCGCAAGUCCAAAUUCAAGAUUGAAGACCGUGCAGACGACUCUGUUGUUGCAGCAGAAGCUGCUGUUCCCGAGACCGAACAGGCCAAGGAGGAGUCCUGGAUGUCUCUGAGAAAACUGAUCCCAGGCCGAAGAAAGAAGAGGUCUGAUACCAGAGAUGACCAGUCUGUGGUGGAGGAUGUUGGAAAAGAGACCACAGAGGCAGAGUUGGGAGUGAGCAAGGGUGAAGAGCCAGACACACCAGCAGUGGUUCCCCUUUCUGAAUAUGAUGCUGUCGAAGAAGAGAGAGCGGCUAAGGAGCAGCAGGAAACACGCGGAACAAAUGCUUUUCCUGAGGGGGAGGUUAUAACCAAGUCGGGAGCACUAGCUGAAGGUGGGGAGCCAAGGGUCGAGCAAGCCAUUACCGUGAACCAGGGAGCUGUAGAAACAAUCAAAAGCAGCGUUGAUGAGAGAUCACCAUCAUGGAUAUCAACCGCAGUCCCGGACAUCAUUGAGAAGAGGGUUGAAGGUGAAGGAAAAGUAGUCGAAAUUGUGACAGAGGGGGAGCAGUUGGAGCGUGGCGACGCAGCCUCGCCAGCAGAAGUAACCAAAACAAUCUGUCACGAUGAGACUGCCAGCGAGGCAGAGGAGAUUACCUGUGAGGUUGUCAUGGCACCAGAGUACCUGGCUGAGAAGACAGCCGAGAUGGUUUCAGCAGUCUUGCAGACCUCUGAGAUCCUAGUGACAACAGCGGAGUGCACUCUUAUGCCAGAAGAUGAGGUUCUGGUAACCAGACAAACCCAUGAGUCGCUACAGGAGGCGGUUGUGGAAGUGACAGAGGCGGUCUGCGAAGAGACCCUGGUGGCCGCCCACCCUGUUGUGGAUGACACAGUGGUGGCGGCCCAUGAAGAGACUCUGGUGGUCACCCACCCUGUUGUGGAUGACACAGUGGUGGCCCAUGAAGAGACCCUGGUGGCUGCCCACCCUGUUGUGGAUGAGACAGUGGUGGCCCACGAAGAGACCCUAGUGGCCGCUCACCCUGUUGUGGAUGAGACAGUGGUGGCCUGCGAAGAGACUCUGGUGGCUGCCCACUGUAUUGUGGAUGAGACUGAGGCGGCCCGUGAAGAGACCCUGGUGGCCGCCCAUCCUGUUGUAGAUGAGAUUGAGGCGGCCCGCAAAGAGACCCUGGUGGCCGCCCACCCAGUUGUGGAUGAGACAGUGGUCGCCUGUGAAGAGACUCUGGUGUCCGCUCACCCUGUUGUGGAUGAGACAGUGGUGGCCUGCGAAGAGACCCUAGUGGCCGCCCACCCUGUUGUGGAUGAGACUGAGGCGGCCCACGAAGAGACCCUGGUGGCUGACCACCCUGUUGUGGAUGAGACUGAGGCGGCUCACGAAGAGACUCUGGUGGCUGACCACCCUGUUGUGGAUGAGACAGUGGUAGCCCGCGAAGAGACCCUAGUGGCCGCCCACCCUGUUGUGGAUGAGACAGUGGUGGCCCAUGAAGAGAUUCUGGUGGCCGACCACCCUGUUGUGGAUGAGACAGUGGUGGCCCAUGAAGAGAUUCUGGUGGCCGACCACCCAGAUGUGGAUGAGACUGAAGCGGCCCACGAAGAGACUCUGGUGGCCGCCCACUCUGUGGAUGAGACUGAGGCGGCCCGCGAAGAGGCUCUGGUGGCUGCCCACCCUGUUGUGGAUGAGACAGUGGUAGCCCACGAAGAGACUUUUGUGUCUGCCCACCCUGUUAUGGAUGAGACAGUGGUAGCCCGCGAAGAGACCCUAGUGGCCGCUCACCCUGUUGUGGAUGAGACAGUGGUCGCCUGUGAAGAGACUCUGGUGGCUGCCCACUGUAUUGUGGAUGAGACUGAGGCGGCCUGUGAAGAGACCCUGGUGGCCGCCCAUCCUGUUGUAGAUGAGACAGUGGUCGCCUGUGAAGAGACUCUGGUGUCCACUCACCCUGUUGUGGAUGAGUCGGUGGCGGUCCGCGAAGAGACUCUGGUGUCCGCCCACCCUGUUGUGGAUGAGACAGUGGUGGCCUGUGAAGAGACCCUAGUGGCCGCCCACCCUGUUGUGGAUGAGACAGUGGCGGCCCGCGAAGAGACUCUGGUGUCCACUCACCCUGUUGUGGAUGAGUCGGUGGCGGUCCGCGAAGAGACUCUGGUGUCCGCCCACCCUGUUGUGGAUGAGACAGUGGCGGCCCGCGAAGAGACCCUGGUGGCCGCCCACCCUGUUGUGGAUGAGGCAGUAGUGGCCCACGAAGAGGCAGUGGUGGCCCACGAAGAGGCUCUGGUGGCUGCCCACUCUGUUGUGGACGAGAAAGAGGCAGCCCGCGAAGAGACUCUGUUGGCUGCUUGCCUGGGUGUGGAUGAGAUGGAGAUGGCCGCCCACUCUGUUGUGGACGAGACAGAGGUGGCCCAUGGAGAGACUCUGGUGGCUGCCCACUCUGUUGUGGACGAGAAAGAGGCAGCCCGCGAAGAGACUCUGUUGGCUGCUUGCCUGGGUGUGGAUGAGAUGGAGAUGGCCGCCCACUCUGUUGUGGACGAGACAGAGGUGGCCCAUGGAGAGACUCUGGUGGCCGCCCACUCUGUUGUGGACGAGACAGAGGCGGCCCAUGAAGAGGCUCUGGUGGCCGCCUACCCGGAUGUGGACGAGACAGAGGCGGUUCAUGAGACUCUGGCUGCCCGCCCGGGUGUGGACGAGACAGAGGCGUCCUGCGAAGAGACUCUGGCCGCCCACUCGGUUGUAGAUGAGAUGGGGGCGGCCCGUGAAGAGACGGCCGCUUGCUCAGUUGUGGACGAGACUGUGGUGGCCGCCCGCCCGGUUGUGGAAGAGACUGGGGCGACCCACAAAGAGACGGCAGCUUACCUGGUUGUGGACGAGAUGGGGGCGGCCCGUGAAGAGACGGCCACUCACCCGGUUGUGGACGAUACUAGGGCGGUCCGCGAAGUGACUCUGGUGGCCGCCUGCCCAGUUCUGGACGAGACAAGGGUGGCCCAUGAAGAGACUGUGGUGGCUAUCCGCCCAGUUGUGGACGAGAUGGGGGCGGCAUGUGAAGAGACUGUGGUGGUCGCCGGCCCGGGUGCAGAGGAGACGGAGGUGGCCCACGAAGAGACAGUGGUGGCCGCCCGCCCAGUGGAUGAGACGGGGCUGGUACAUGAAGAUUCUGUGGUGGCCGCCUGUCCUGUUGUGGAUGAGACGGAGGUGGCCCACAAAGAGACUGUGGUGGUUGCCCGCCCGGUUGUGGAUGAGACGGGGGCAGUCUGUGAAGAGACUCUGGCUUCCCACCCGGUUGUGGAAGUGACGGCGGCCUGCGAAGAGACUCUGGCGGCCGCUCGCCCAGAUAUGGACGAGACGGGGGUGGUCUGCGAAGAGACGGCCGCCCACCCGGUUGUGCCUGAGAUGGGGACAGCCCGCGAAGAGACUGUGGUGGCCGCCUACCCGGUUGUGGAUGAGACGGGGGCGGCCCACGAAGAGACUGUGGUGGCCGCCUACCCGGUUGUGGAUGAGACGGGGGCGGCCCACGAAGAGACUGUGGUGGCUGCCCGCCUGGUUUUGGAUGAGACCGGGGCGGUCUGCGAAGACACUGUGGUGGCCGCCUGUCCGGUUGUGGACGAGACUGGAGUGGCCCGCGAAGGGACAGUAGUGGACGCCUGCCCGGUUAUGGACGAGACAGGGGUGGCCCGUGAAGGUUCUGUGAUGGCCACAUGCCCGGUUGUGGACGAGACCGGUGUGGCCCGCCUGGUUCUGGAUGAGACCGGGGCAGCCCGCGAAGACAUUGUGGUGACCGCCUGCUUGGCUGUGGACGAGACGGGGGCGGCCCGCGAAGUGACUGUGGUGGCCGCCCGCCCGAUUGUGAACGAGACGGUGGCGGCCUGCGAAGAGACUCUGGUGGCCACCUGCCCGGUUGUGGACGAGAUGGGGGUGGCCAGCAAAGAGACUCUGGUGGCCACCUGCCUGGUUCCGCAGGAUACAGAUCAGGAGCAAGGCACAGCAUCUCGGGAAGGUACCAUCAGCAGUCCAGUGGAGAGGGAUGUAUCUGACAGCGCUGUCUCCGUGUGGGAAUCAUUUAAGAGAGCUCCAAACAGACACUCGUGAAAUAGAAUGUGAAGACGCAACGCUACUGUGACAAGACCAAGUACCACUGUUGAUUGACAAUCCCGAAUCAAUUCGCGAGCUAUAUCUACAUUGGCAUUUAAUAAUUUCUUGCUUUUAGCCAUGAUAAACACAAUGGUGUCUGAAAAUUGAAGGGGUAUUUGCUCAAAAAUCUGGCGAUGCAUCUUUGUAUCAUCAGUUUGUUACAUUUAGGAUAUUCUUAGAAUUAAACUUGUUGAUUAAAAA